Molecule: messenger RNA, 4135 nt
Organism: Diabrotica virgifera virgifera (western corn rootworm)
Lineage: Eukaryota; Metazoa; Arthropoda; Insecta; Coleoptera; Chrysomelidae
Exons: 21
Coding region: 297-4061 (1254 amino acids)
Molecular function (GO): oxidoreductase activity; 2 iron, 2 sulfur cluster binding; FAD binding
Source: RefSeq, a predicted model, not a curated record
AAUGCUGCGGAUUUACAAUUUUAAUUAAGCCUUGUUUGUUGUUUCUGGGACGCGAGUUUGUUCGAAAGAAAGUUGUUAAUCCGUUCCUUCUCAUUUAAUAGAAUAAUUGGCUUAUUGCGCUUGGUGCAUGUAUACAUUGUUGAAAACACACAAAUCUUAUCUUUAGUCUUUUAUAUUUCGUGUAUGAUUAAUACCAUUGUUUGUGAAUUAUUAUAAUUAUAGAAUUAUAGUGAUCUGUAGGAAUUUAAUAUAAUCUUCGCUUAGAAUAUAGUGAGUGUGUUGUGAAAGUGGUCAAAAUGAAUCGUAAAAAGUCUGUACAGUUAUCUGUAGGUGGAGUUGAAUAUACAGUAUCUCCUGAAGAUGUGGGACCUGAAACUACUCUCAAUGAAUAUCUCAGAGAAAAACUGCACCUUACGGGAACCAAAAGGAUGUGUUUGGAAGGGGGUUGUGGAACAUGUACCGUAGCAGUCGAAGAGACCGUUAAUGGAAAAAAGAAGAUAUUUUCAGUAAACUCCUGUUUGGUUUCGAUAAUGUCCUGCCACGGUUGGACAAUCCACACAAUAGAAGGAAUCGGCAAUCCUUUGAAUGGGUAUCAUACAGUCCAGAAAACUUUGGCUGACAAUUAUGGCACUCAGUGUGGAUUUUGUUCACCAGGGAUGGUAAUGAAUAUGUUUGCUCUUCAGUCGUCAGGACAGAAUACCAAGGCACAAAUAGAGAAUUCAUUUGGAGGCAAUAUCUGUAGAUGUACUGGUUACAGACCUAUUUUGAAUGCAUUCAAGACUCUUGCUGUAGAUAAAGAACAACUCCCUGACAUCGAAGAGCUUAAACUGUGUAAAAACGAUCCCAACAAAAUUUGCACGAAUGACUGUAAACCUAAGGAUAACUUUUAUCUUGAGUUAAAAGAUUCCAGAUGGAUUAAAGUACACACAUUGAGAGACUUAUUGGAAGUCAUUAAAAUUUCGCCUACCAACAACUACAUGUUGGUUUGUGGAAACACUGCAAGAGGUGUUUAUAGAGAUACUCGACCUGCCAAUCAAUAUAUAGAUGUUAGAGAGGUCGCCGAACUUACUAGAUAUUAUGUGAAUCCAACUGCCCUCAAACUUGGAGCCAAUAUAGUUUUAACUGACUUCAUGAGCAUUUGCACCAAAGUUUCAGCAAAUCCUGGAUUCGAAUAUUUGAAAACUAUCGUCCAACAUGUAGAUCUGGUGGCUACUGUGCAAAUACGAAACGUAGGAAGUCUAGCUGGAAACCUGAUGAUUAAAUAUCGCCAUAAUGAAUUUCCUUCUGACAUUUUUCUACUACUAGAGACAUUUAAUGCAUCUAUUCGUUUAGUUGACGUUGACGGCAACGAGUCUUUCUGCACUCCUCAAGAGUUCCUUCGAGUUGAUAUGACUCGAAGGGUUAUUAAGAAUAUUAUACUAAGUACUUUGGACUCUAGCUACAAGUACGCAACAUACAAGAUGAUGCCAAGAGCACAAAACGCACACGCCAUGGUAAACGCUGGGUUCUUGGUAAAGCUGAAGAACAACGUCGUUACCUACGCCAAUAUCGUAUAUGGUGGAAUCAAUCCCCAGUUUAUACAUGCCUCUAAGACAGAAAAAUUCCUGAUUCAACAGAAUUUGUACAAGAAUGAUACUUUACAAAAAGCUUUUAAUUCUCUGAAGCAGGAAUUAAUUCCGGAUUGGGUACUUCCAGAUCCCACUCCUGAGUUUAGAAAAAAUCUAGCUAUCUCUUUGUUUUAUAAAUUUGUUUUAAAAACUAGUCCACCCAAUCUAGUCGGAGCGAGGUAUAAAAGUGGUGGUACCAUCCUAACAAGAGCACUUUCCACAGGAGUACAACAAUACGGUACAGAUAACAAACAAUGGCCUUUGACUCAACCUAUUCCAAAGGUAGAAUCGUUGGCGCAAACAUCUGGUCAAAUUAAGUAUAUACUAGAUAUGCCGGACAUACCACAUGAAUGUCAUGCUAGCUUUGUAACAGCAAAAUGCGUUGCAGGCUCUAAAAUAACCAAUGUAGAUGUUUCACAGGCGCUGAAAAUUGAAGGCUAUGUUGGCUACGUCGACAAAAAAGACAUACCUGGUCGUAAUACCUGCACACCACUUGAUUCUUCUAUGGGUUGGUCAGUAGAAGAAGAAUUAUUCUGCAGCGGCAUAGUUCAAUAUUACAAUCAACCUGUAGGUCUCGUUAUAGCAAAAACAGCACAAGCUGCCCACAUGGCUGCUAGUUUGGUCCAGGUUAAAUAUACUCCUCCUCAGAACAAGUAUUAUUUGGAUGUUAGAGAAGUUGUUGCAGAUAAUGUGGCCAGUAGGAUCCAUCAUGUGAAUACAGUCUUGCCACGUAAUAAAGGAAAGGAUAUUAAACAUACGAUCAAGGGAGACUUUUUCUUGGACAAACAAUAUCAUUUCCAUAUGGAAGUGCAAUGCUGCAAAGUUGUACCGAUAGACGAUGGAGGUUUAAACAUAUAUGCCUCGACCCAAUGGAUGGACGCCGUUCAAAUUGCAGCUGCCACAGUUUUAAAUAUGCCCUCAAACAAAAUUAACGUCAAAGUUACACGUCUAGGUGGUGCUUUUGGUGCCAAAAUUUUAAGAAACAACUUGAUAUCAGCUGCAGCAGCUGUAGCAGCACAUAAGCUUCAAAUACCAAUAAAACUCGUUCUAACUUUUGAACAAAACAUGGAUAUUAUAGGCAUGCGAUUCCCUUCCUAUAUGAAAUAUAAGGUCGGUGUGAACGAUACAGGAGUCAUCCAGUAUUUAGAAGCUGAUGUCUACUGCGAUGUAGGUGUAGGUGGAAACGAACCAUUUAACCAGUUGUUUACGACUAGUUUUGAAAAUUGUUACAAUAUGGAUUCCUGGGAGUUCUCAACAUAUGAUGUAAAAACGGACACUCCUGCAAACUGCUACACUAGAGCCCCUGGUACAGUAGAAGCUACAGCAGAAAUUGAAAAUAUCAUGGAGCAUAUUGCUUUUACUCUAAAUAUAAGUCCGGAUGCUGUGAAGCAGGCUAACAACAGUACAACGUCGUCUCCUAAAAUGCCGAGCUAUUGGACUGAUCUUAAAUCUUGGGCAAAUAUUGAUCAGAGAAAGGCAGACAUAGAGAAGUUUAAUGCUGCCAACCGCUGGAAUAAGAGGGGACUAUCCAUAGUUCCAAUGCGAUGGGUUUUGGAUGUGAACCUGAGCUUUUCAGUUCUUGUUUCUAUUUUCCAUAGAGAUGGAGGUGUUGCCAUUUCGCACGGGGGUAUAGAAAUUGGUCAAGGUAUAAAUACAAAGGUUAUCCAAGUUGCUGCAUACAAAUUUGGAAUCGAUAUGGAUAAGAUCUCCAUAAAACCAAGUUACAAUUUUAUAACUCCGAACAAUGGAUGCACAGGAGGAAGUCUCACCAGUGAAGCAAUAUGUUAUGCUGUUAUCGUCGCUUGUGAUAAGCUCUUAGCAAAAAUGAAGCCUGUCAAAGAUAAAAUGAACAAUCCCUCUUGGGUCGAUUUGAUUCAAGCCUGUCAUGCCGCUUCAGUGCAACUUUGUGAUACUGGAUUUUAUCACGGUAACGCACCGAAUGUUCAACCCUAUCCAAUAUUUGGAAUUUGUGCUACAGAGGUCGAGGUGGAUAUAUUGACAGGGCAGCAUCAGAUCCUGCAAGUAGAUAUUAUUGAAGAUUUAGGUCAGAGCAUGAGUCCACUUAUAGACAUAGGACAAAUAGAAGGAGCCUUUGUCAUGGGAAUUGGAUAUUACACGACGGAAGAGCUUAUAUAUGAUAAGAAUGGUAAAUUAUACACAAACAGAACUUGGAAUUAUAAGCCUCCAGGAGCCAAAGAUAUUCCGAUUAAUUUUAGAGUAAAAUUCGCAGAAAACAGUAUAAAUCCUGUUGGAGUGCUUAAGUCGAAAGCUGUUGCAGAACCACCAAUAUGUUUGUCUGUGGCUUUAGCUUUUGCUAUUCGAAAUGCACUAUAUUCUGCCAGGAAAGAGGCUGAUCCAACUCAUAUUGAAUUUUUAACCAUGAAUGGACCUACUACUGUAGAAAGAACCUUUUUAUAUUCCAAGAAUAACUAUCAACAGUACGUUCUACAGUGAUGCAAUGAUAAAAUAAUUCGUUAUAACAAUAAGAUGUGAAUGGUUUUUUUUACAAAAUAUACUUUUUUAGAUUA